UUUCGCCUAUCUUGGUACCCGGUUAACUUUUUACUAUUGACCCGAAGUUGGGGGCGUUGCGGGAGCUGUGACCUACCCCAGGCCGUGGUGAGUGAGCCAUGGUAUCUGAUCCCCAGGCUGACCCUGAUUAUGCCAUUGCCAUGACAGAGGCGCAGCCUUUAGACCGGCCCUGGGAACCUAUGUUGUGGUUAGGGUCACAUUCUCGGGGCUGCGUGGGUUCAGGCCCAGGGUUUUGUGUGCUCUGCCCCUAAUGUCGGUCCUCUGGCUAGGAGUGAUUUCGAGAUACUGAGAGCUCUCGGUUUCCAGCUCCGAGCCCCAUGACAUCUUGAGUGACCUUGAACUGGACACUGUCCCCUUUAAGGGCCUCAUUUCCACUUCUGGUAAGAGGGCUGACUACGUUUUCUUAGGGUACUGGUCCCUGCUGGUCUGAAACGCUGUAACCCCUCGCGCCCUCCAGCCCCUGGGUGGGUAUUAGAGUGAAUGUGGAGGGGUCGGUGCUGACUUAUCAUGUACGCUCCCAGGACUAAAGACCAGGAGGCUAUUUUCUCCACGGUGCUAAGUUGACAUGGAUCCGCUCAGAGCCCAGCAACUGGCAGCGGAGCUGGAGGUGGAGAUGAUGGCCGACAUGUACAACAGAAUGACCAGUGCCUGCCACCGGAAGUGCGUGCCUCCCCACUACAAGGAGGCAGAGCUGUCCAAAGGCGAGUCUGUGUGUCUGGACCGAUGCGUAUCCAAGUACUUGGACAUCCAUGAGAGGAUGGGAAAAAAGUUGACAGAGUUGUCUAUGCAGGAUGAAGAGCUGAUGAAGCGGGUACAGCAGAGCUCUGGGCCUGCAUGAGGCCCCGGGCCAUGUACACCCGUGGUGCACCUUGCCACCUCUGAUUAAAGUGUCCCUAAUGGAUGUCACAUGUGAAAACUGUCAUACUUAGGCCCUUGAGCAUCUCCAGGACCCCUGCGUGUGGUAGAGCUCUCCUGGCUAAGGAAGGGGACUUGUCAUGCUGGUUUGUGACUGUGAAUGUGUGUAUAUGUAUAUAUCAUAUUAAAACAAAUUUGUGCAAA
Rattus norvegicus (Norway rat) is the source of this 1059-nucleotide messenger RNA. RefSeq names its product translocase of inner mitochondrial membrane 10 (gene Timm10). Gene Ontology annotation, molecular function: protein-folding chaperone binding; protein homodimerization activity; unfolded protein holdase activity. Gene Ontology annotation, biological process: protein insertion into mitochondrial inner membrane. NCBI's taxonomy places the organism in Eukaryota, Metazoa, Chordata, Mammalia, Rodentia, Muridae. The record is from RefSeq and is marked validated. Gene Ontology annotation, cellular component: mitochondrial intermembrane space; TIM22 mitochondrial import inner membrane insertion complex; mitochondrion.